This is a messenger RNA of Blepharisma stoltei, 1644 nucleotides long. The record is from the annotation of a GenBank genome assembly. Lineage: Eukaryota; Ciliophora; Heterotrichea; Heterotrichida; Blepharismidae.
AUGGAGAGAAAUAAAAAAAUGAUGUUAAAUGUCAUACCUUAUCAUGUGGAAAAUCAAAGGGUUAUUAUGACGUUCAAUACAAUUCAAUACCAAAUGACACAAAAUGAUAUUGGAGUUUACAUUGCAGCUUCUAGAGUAAUUGCGGAAUGGUGUAAAAUAAAAAUUUAUAGUCAAGAAGAAUGAGAAAAUCUGAGAGGAGCGUUUGAUGAGUCCACAAAAGCUGUUAUGAUUCAUGUUACUUAUUUUUCUUAUUUAGAAUCAGACAAUUGCAUAUAUGUCCCUGUUCAUUUACCUUUAAACGGAGAAUCCAUCAGCCAAGCUUUUACCAUAAAUGAAGAGGUUAGGUUAAGCCAUUAAGAAAACGGCAUUAACCAUAUCUAGUAUACAGCUACCAAAGGCGCCUGUAUGAGAGACUCUCUGUUUGCAACAAACUGUAUGAGAGAGACUCAUAUGUUUUCAACAAGCUGAUAACUAGGUCUGGUCAUAACUGGUACAGUAAUCUCCUCCUUCGCUUGAGCAUUCAGUCUUGAGUGGCCAGCCUAUAUAUUCUGCGUCUCUGCUAUGCGCUAUUGGCGAUACCAAAGAUUGGCUCCAUCAAGCUGUCGCAUGCGAAAGUAUCUUCAUCUGAAAGCAAUAUAAAAUGACUACUCUCGAUGAAUCCAAAGUACAUUUUUGGGUAUCUCUCUUCCAAUCACAGGAAGCAGCCAAGCCUACUGAUGCAUAUCUGCUGAAGCUGCGCUUAGAGUCCGUCCCAAUUCGGCUUUUUGUUAGUUCAGGACUGUGCAAGAGGUUCGGCUAGGCACAUGCCAUCAUUCUAAUGUAUAUGAAGAGUUAUUAAUCGGUAAUUACAAUAGAUCAUUAGAACAUAACUAUUUUGAAAAAGCUCUCCAAAAUGAAGCACUCUCUUAUCUUGUCCCGAUCUUAAUUAGCAAUCCUGAUUAUGCGACUUUUUAUUUUCCUUAUUAUAAACCUUAUGCUGGGUUUUUGGAAGCCUGGGGAUCAAGUAUUUUCUCCUCAAGUCAUGAAAAAUGGCAGCAUUACUGCGUUACCCAAAACCAACUCCCUUCAGCUGAAGCUUUGCAAACACUAAAAGGUAUAGUUAUUCUUGGAGGCAAAUAUUCUGCAUAUGAUGAGUAUGAUUGAUUAAUAAAUUUAAAGGUAUUCUUACAACAAAUUAAUAUAGACUACCCUUAUAUAAAACUUGUAGGGAUUUGUCUUGGAGCACAAAUUAUUGCUGAGACAUUUGGUGGAAAAGUCGAAAAAAUUUCUGAUACUUAUAUAGUCAAAUAUGAGUCUGUAUAUACAACCCCAGAAUUCAGAGAAAAGUUUUCAAAUGCUAGAGAAGAAUAUAAAGUUGCUGAAAACCACGGAGAUAAUAUAACAAGCCUUCCUCCGAACUGUGAGAUCUGAGGAUACUCUGACACAAGCCCAAUAGAGAUUUUUGGAAUUCAAGGGAAAUGGCUAGGAUUUCAAGGACAUCCAAAUUAUGUAGGAAAAUAUGUGGAGGUUUUUAAUCUCCCCUAUUUUAAAAAAAUUGAAAGAGUGACCCUAGAAGAAGCCGAGACUAUAAUUUCUCAACAAAAUUCGUACCAAUCCCAUACAGUAGAGCUGCUUCAAUGCAUUAAAGAGUUUUUAAGAAAUUAA